Messenger RNA from Cornus florida, 1198 nucleotides. Its product is annotated as leucine-rich repeat protein 1-like. NCBI's taxonomy places the organism in Eukaryota, Viridiplantae, Streptophyta, Magnoliopsida, Cornales, Cornaceae. The coding region runs from base 152 to 835 and encodes 227 amino acids. The record is from RefSeq and is a predicted model, not a curated record. The transcript has 6 exons. Gene Ontology annotation, molecular function: protein binding.
AAAAAAAAUAUUCCUACCACUCCAUCUUCUUUUUCCCCUGUUAUUCCCCACAACUGAAAUUCUCUCUCUAGAAAAAUUCUCUAUAUUUUCAUUUUUGUGGUUGUGCGUAUCGAUUGAAACCCUAGAGGAAGGGCAAAAGGGUAGAGAAGCAAUGGCUGGGUUGAUCACUUCCUGGUCUUGGAGCUUGAGCUUGAGUACUGUUGUUCACGUUUUUGUCCUAACCCUAAUAUCAGUUGCUACGGUUCCUUUUGUAAAUGGGAACUCAGAAGGGGACGCACUUUACGCGCUGCGACGGAGCUUGACGGAUCCCGAUAACGUCCUGGGUAGCUGGGAUCCGAAUCUUGUCAACCCUUGUACUUGGUUCCACAUCACCUGCAAUCAAGAUAACCGCGUUACUCGAGUGGACCUAGGGAAUUCAAACUUGUCCGGUCAUCUGGUUCCUGAGCUUGGAAAACUUGAACAUCUACAGUAUCUGGAGCUAUACAAAAAUAAGAUUCAAGGUACAAUCCCUGUUGAGCUUGGUAACUUGAAGAGCCUAAUCAGCUUGGAUUUGUAUAACAACAACAUCUCAGGAGUCAUUCCUCCUCCACUGGGGAAGUUGAAAUCUUUAGUUUUCUUACGUCUUAAUGACAAUCAGCUAACUGGGCCAAUCCCAAGGGAGCUUGUUGGUAUUUCCAGCCUUAAAGUUGUAGAUGUCUCAAACAACAAUUUGUGUGGAACAAUUCCUACUAUGGGUCCAUUUGAGCGCAUUCCAUUGAACAAUUUCGAGAACAAUCCUCGACUGGAAGGACCGGAGUUGCAGGGACUUGCGAGUUACGAUACAAAUUGCUCAUAGAAAAACAUGUGAUCAGGUGCAGCGACUUGCAACUGGGUGUUAACAUGAUGCUCCUUUCAUUCCUAAAAAAGUCAAGCUGGUAAUUGUUGUAAUGUAAGAUGCUUGAAUAUGUAACUCCUUAUAAAAUGUUAUCGUGCUUGUGAACACAGUUUAUCAUGAUUAUCUGUAAGCUUAUUACGCUGCCUUUAACUGUAAUUGUGUUUCGGUAUUGCAAGUGUAGUUAUAUGGCGUAGAGGAUUUGCAAUGACGACAUAUCCAAAUAUAAAAAAUUUAAGUUAGCAGGGUGGUCUUGCCAUAUCCAAUGUAUUUGCCUAAUAUGGUUACCUUAAGGCAGCCGGGUUGACCUGGUCCCUUUUCUCUCUU